Molecule: messenger RNA, 3594 nt
Organism: Epithele typhae
Lineage: Eukaryota; Fungi; Basidiomycota; Agaricomycetes; Polyporales; Epitheliaceae
Product: S-adenosyl-L-methionine-dependent methyltransferase
Exons: 18
Coding region: 1-3594 (1197 amino acids)
Cellular component (GO): nucleus
Molecular function (GO): chromatin binding; methyltransferase activity
Source: RefSeq, a predicted model, not a curated record
AUGCCUCGGCGCCCACAGCGACCGUCCGCGUUUGGUGUGUCUUUUGGGUCGGACGACGGCAGCGACUUGUCAGCGCACCGGCUGUCGGUCGGCUCCCAGGAUGAAGCAGCAUCCUCAGAUACUGGCCGUCAAUCCAAGGAGGCGAAAACGGCCAAGAGAAGGAAAGCUGGGAAGCACUGUCACGUCUCGUAUCACCCUACUUCGACUGAUAUACCAGAAACCGCAGCCAUCGAGGUCCUCGGAGAAGACCCGGACGACCUCCACGAUGCCAACAACAAGCCCGUGCGGGCCCUCGACAAUUUCGAAGUCUUCAACCCAAGUAGCCAUUUCAAGCACGUCGGUAUAGACGAACUACACCGGUCCUCCGGUGUUUGUCAGGCGGCCGGAUUCGUUUCCCCGGUAUUCAUCAGCGAAGAAGAUGCUGGGCAAGAAGAUGACGGAGAAGGAGGAGGCGACGACGACGACCCCACGAAGGGGUUGCAGCAUCUCCGAACGGAGUCGCUCAAGGGUUACUCCCUCGACUACUGCAAGAUGGAUGACCCUUUUUAUAUCGAAACCCAAUUUGCAUGGUACUGCCUGAAGAGGCCCUCCCAAACUUAUCGUCGGACCUUUGUGCAAUUUUAUCGUCCCCACAGGAUUGUCCAGCUAAUUAUCUCAGUCGCAUCUGAAGGUCGUAUCAUGCAAUAUGGUGACUUCGAAGAGGAGUACAUCGGAAGUUGGGACCCGGCUCUCGACGAGCAUCUUCAAAUGGAGGACUUUAUCGGAGCUGUGGGUGUUUGCCGCCGUACAAAAUUGCGAAAGUGCGCCUUCGUGAAGCACAUCCUCAGUUCCCAAUCCUCCUUCCACAUCCCUCUCCCACCAUCAACUCCGCUUCCGCAACCUGCUGCUCAGCGCAUCCUUCGACUCUCCAUCGGCAUUGCCGCUUCGCUCGAUCUCGCCGUGCUCCAGCCUCAGAACCAAACCCCAACCCAUGUGACUCCGCUUAUUGAUGCUCUUGCUCAAGGCCUCUUCCACGAGCAUCUUCAAGUUGUCGGUGCUCAGCUCCCACUCCCGACCAAGGGGGACCUCAAGAGAAGACAGAAAGCCAGAUUUCAUUUUCUCGUCAAACUCCUCUCUCACCUAGUCAGCAUUGAGCAACACAAGAUAUCUUGGGCAGGCAGGCAUAGACUGAGUCAACAGCCGUUUUGGGGUGCCGUCACUAUUGAUGGUGAAGAGUACAAGGUGGGAGAUUGUGUGCUCAUCCAGGCGGGGCGCUGGAAGGGUCGAUCAGCAGCACGGAUACCCACCGACCUUGAAGAUAUCCCGGAAACCGCUUCUGUGGCAGACUACUUUUGGUUUGCGAAGAUCAUCUACAUCAACCAACAGAAUGCCGAGCUUCACGUCCAAUACUUUGAACACAGUUCGAAGACUAUUCUGGGAGAGAUCUCGAACCCACAGGAGCUCUUCCUAUGCAACAUCGGGAAGGUGACUGUUCAUUACAACCACCCUCAAAACAAGCUCUUGAAUCCUGCAGAGUUCUUCUGCAACUUCAUCUACUCUGAGGUGGAUGGAUCCUUCUCAGACAUCCCAGAGUUUGCUCCCCUACCUGCUGGAGACAAUUGUCCAGUCUGCUGUGCAGCUUAUCAGCUCUCUCAUGAGACAGCUGCCACUGCAUCUGACCAUGCACUCUAUUAUUUAGGUGCAACCUACCACCAGGAUGACUACAUCUUGUUCAGGCCUGAUGAUGCUAACCAGCAGAGCAAGCAGAACCUCCCUGCUUCAGUUGGCAGGAUACUUGACAUCCAUACCCCUAUAGCUGCCAGAGCAGCUUUAGAUCCUGAGGCCACACAGGUUACUGUCCAGCUUCUAGGGAGAGUGGGAGUUGACCUAAAGGAUCUUCCAGACAGCCUUUAUAAGCAUGAGAGAGAACUCUUUCACACCCGACAGCAAGUGACUAUUCCAGCAGUUGAUAUCCUCAACAAAUGCUAUGUCCUCCAUCACACUAGUUGUCAAGAAACCUGGCUAGCCAGAUCUCCUUUCCACUUCUAUUUGAAGUACACCCUCCGUUCCCUUGGUGCCAGCUGGAAGCACAGGACUGAGCUCAAAGCAUCAGAAGUGCCAGUCUGCCCACCAUGCCAUGAGGAGCAGGAGGAUGCAUUCAGGGAGUCUCAAAAGCUCUUCUCAGGACCUACCCCGAAGGGUUGUCUGAGGGCAUUUGACCCCUUUGCAGGGAUUGGAGCCUUUGGCAUGGCCAUGGAAGCCACGGGAUCUGUCAAGGUUACCCAUGCAGUUGAGAUCAGCCCCAGUGCAGCCACAGCAUUGAAGAAGAACUCUCCAUCUACAACAGUCUACAACCAGUGCUCCAAUCUGGUCCUCCAGCACUCCAUCAAGACUUACCAGGGACAGCCAAGUGGCCGGCUCAAGGAUAUCAAGGAAGAGAAGCCUCUUCCCCCACCACCCACUCCAUCCCAGAUCGACUGCAUCAUUGCGGGCUUCCCAUGCCAACCACACUCCACGCUAAACAUGUUCCAGAAAGCCAACGACCGCAAGAGCCAUCUCAUCUUGAACCUCCUCUCAUGGGUUGAUUUCCUCAAGCCGAAGUUCUGCUUCUUCGAGAACGUCAAAGGCUUCCUCAGUUACCGCCUUCACGCACACCAAGCGGGCAAGCACCGGCUCAAAGGUGGUAUCAAGUUGGGCGGUCUCAAGUUCCUUGUCUACGCCCUUGUGCAGCUCAAGUAUCAAGUUCGCUUCGCACUCCUACAGGCCGGGCACUACGGCACCCCUCAGAGUCGCGUGCGCUUCUUCCUCAUCGCCGCGAAGCAGGGCCAACCACUCCCACAAAUGCCGCAGCCGACACACAGCUCGCUCUUCAACGAGAGCCUCGAGAUUCACCUCCCAGACCCGGACAUCACGGACCCCAUCCGUCCAAUCCUGACGACGAACGGGACCGCCGCGCACCGGUAUGUGUGCAUCGAGGACGCGAUCGGGGACCUCCCGUCGUUCGAUUGGGAGCACCCACAGCACUUCAACAAGAAGCGGCCGCGACGGAGGCAAGGCCACCGGACGGUGAAGAACGACCCCGACGAGGCGGAGUGCGGACCUACGCUCGCGCGCGGGCGGGAGUACGACACGGAGCCGCGGACGUCGUACCAGGCGCGGUGUCGGGAGCGGCCGACCACGGAUCUCCAGCACGUCACACGGACGUACAAGCCCGAGACCGUCGAGAGUGUCGAGCUGUUGGACUGGCAGAGCAGCAACCCGCUCUCCGCCAUCGCACGCGAGGGUUAUCGCAAGGGUCUCUACGGCCGCCUCGACCGUAACCGCUGGUUCCACACCACCGUGACCAAUGUCGAACCGACUGCGAAGCAAAGCUACGUGAUCCAUUAUGCGGACCACCGUACGCUCACCGUGCGGGAGCUUGCGCGCUCCCAGGGCUUCCCAGACUGGUUCGUCUUUGUCGCGGAGGACGGCAAGGUCAAGACGAUGCAGAGACAAAUCGGGAAUGCGGUACCGUGGCAGAUUGGGGAAGCCCUGGGGCGAGAGCUGAAGAAGGUGCUGAUAGAUGCUGAGAUUGCGCGGAAGUCCACGGCGAUCGAAAUUUCGGACGAAGAGUGA